CACAUACGCACAAUCUUAAUGCAGUCAUCCGUAGGCCCCCAUUUGUAUGUUUUAAAAGAGCAUGUCUGCAUGUCACUCAUUGUUUCUGUUUUUCUUUACAGUGCAUCACUAGACGAAGGAAGCAGCUCAGCCUCCGGCUUGAGUGGACAGGAGACUGAUCUCACUGAUGAAGAUGCAGCUUUCUCUGAGCCUUCUUCUUCUUGCUCGUUUGAUGGAAGUUUGAAAUCAGAGAGCAGUGACUCAGAGCCAAGAUGGCCGGAGGUUCCGCCUGUGCUCAACCAGAACGAGGAUCGGAGGAGAAACAAGUACCUGAGAAAAGACUACCUGAAGUAUAAGUGCCAAAGUGCUCGAAGAAACUCCAGUGGUAACGACAACGAUUGUGAGGAGGGAAUGCGAUCUAAUGAUUUCACCACAACUCUCACUGUUUUUGGCCUGAAACCCAGAUCAGCCUUCUCCCGUGGAAAUCGUCAAGACUUCAGCUCCACAGACCCAAGCUUCACCAUGAGGAGAAAAAUGGAGCACCUCAGGGAAGAGAUGGAGCAGAUCAGACUCUUGCGGCAGAACCUUGAGUCUAGGCUAAAGGUUUUGCUGCCAGACGAUGUGGGCGCUGCCUUGAUGGAUGGUGUUGUUUUAUGCCAUCUGGCAAAUCACAUUCGCCCUCGUUCCGUAGCCAGCAUUCAUGUACCUUCCCCUGCCGUGCCAAAGCUGAGUAUGGCCAAAUGUCGGCGGAAUGUUGAGAACUUCUUGGAUGCAUGUAAAAAGCUUGGAGUGCCACAGGACAAGUUGUGUUUGCCGCAUCACAUCCUAGAGGAGCGAGGUCUGGUAAAGGUUGGUGUCACUGUACAGGCACUGCUGGAUCUUCCGUCAUCAAAACCCAACCAACUUUCUACCAUGUAGCAUCGCUGGAUCAUGGGACGUCUACUAGCAUCCCUUUACCCUGCCUUACCACCUCAUUCUCACUCCUCACUCUCAAUGCUGAUCUUUGACCUACUAUGGGGAGGUCAUGACCCUUCACCCUUCACAACUGUGGUGAACAGGUCGGCUUCCCCCUACCUCUUACAAGCCUCUCUGGAGGGGUCUAGACAUUUUAAACCUUCAAUAUCUUGCCCUAUAUGAGGGAAAAUGUAAUUCUUAAAGCCACAGAUUUCAUUCUGAGGGGAAACACCUGUUUCUAUUCUACAACUGGCAAUGCCGUCUGUCCCCUCUCAAUGCUGGACGCCUCAGUCUCCUUUAUUUUGUGUCUACUUCUCAUCUCUCUCAUGUUUGCUCUUCUCUUGGACCGGUGAGCCCCCAGCGGGCGAGGACAUGAGAAAAGCCUGCAGCUGUCUGGCCGAUUCUGGACCAGAGGGAAGAUGAUAUUCAGUGCCCUCUCCUGUAUGAAGUCACUAAGAGCUGUCAAACAUCUUGUUACAUUCUGACUGUUGUUUCCUGUCUCUUUGAAGAAGUAAGUGGGGCAGAGACAUGUAUUGAUGUGCAUGUAAUAACAACCAGACCAUUAGCGAGGACACCUGGAAAGGAAAGUGUUGCCAUAAAAACUGACACUGCUGUCGCAGCUGUUGAUGUAUUGCAGUCAGGUGAGUCAUCGGCACUGCAUUAGAAAGUAAUCAUAUCUUUCUGCAUGCCUGGGCGCUUGACAGUGCAGAUACUGCUCACGUGGCCAUGCAAAACAAAGACUUUUCUGUUUUCUUCUACGUAAAUGCCAGCUUUGCCUAAUGUUUGUUUUCAUUAGUGUUUUUCUCACAGGUUUUAUUAAGUGCUUAAGUUCUCAUAUCCUGCGUAUGACAGGAAUUCACAACAUGAUGAAGUUUCAUGCGUGCCAGUGUAAUUGCAUUGUGCUAUAUUUUUGUCUGUUGUGCAGGUCUUGGCAGGUAUGGAAAGCUUCAGCACUAAAAAUAGGUCAAUUGUUAGCAUUUGCAAAGCCUAAUUAUAAUUACAGAGUAAGAACAGUUCAAUAAUGAAAGCGGUGCGUUUGAUUGUAUGAUUAGAUACACAAUCAGCUAAAGAAUUUGUGAUUUGUAAAGAAACAAAUCAGGAGAGUCUUUGAUACUUGGAAAACUGAAUUAAGUAAAGGGUUUGAUGUGCAGCAGUUCGUUCACCACAGUAAACUGUGAAGGUUUAUAGAAAUUUUAAAAUAUGUACAAAUAGUUUUCAUUUGUUUUAUCUGCGAGUUUAUUUAUUUACUUUUAUGUACUUUUGUAUGUUUUAUUUAUUUCUUUGAGUUCUAUUUACUUCUUUAUCAACCUCAGAACUACAUUAACUGUAUUGUCCAAAAAUCAGCAAUACUUUUCAGAAAUUCUGGAGUGUAAUUUAUUCGUUUCCAAACAUGGAAACUGGGGCAGUCAUCUUAACAGGUUGUAGCUUUGGAAGUUCCUCGCAGGCAAUUUCUGUAUGUCACUGUAUUUACACAGAAAGCCGCUAUUUUUAGAAGAUCAGAUGUCAGUGUUUACAUGUCCUGUUUUGGGGAUAGACUGUACAUGUGGUGCAUCAGUAAGUGAUUUCUCCACAUAUUUAAAAGUUCCUGAUAAUUUGUUUACCCCAUGUUAUCCACGAUGUUCAUGUCUUUCUUUCUUCAGUCGAAAAUAGAUAAAGGUUUUCGAGAAAAACUUUCCAGGAUUUUUCUCCAUAUAGUGGACUUCAGUAGUCGUCAAUGGGUUGAAGGUCCAAAUUGCAGCUUCAAAGACCUCUACACGAUCCCAGCUGAGGAUUGUGGUCAUUUACUAAAAAAACAAGUGGUCAUUUUCUAAAAAAACACAAAAAAAAAAUUAUACUUUUUAACCACAAAUGCCUGUCUUGCACUAGCUUGACUUGGCUAUGCAUUACAUAGUCACGUUGGAAAGGUCACGUGUGAUGUUGAAGAAAGUACCAACCCAGUGCACUUUCAAAGCAAACAUGCAAAGAAAAUCAAACAGCCUUUACCAAAAAAAAGGUAAAACAAUGAUGUCAGAUGAUUUUGGAUUUGUUUUUCUCCAUAGACUGUAAAAAUGGCUGUGAAUUUAACGGUAAAAAACUGUAUGCUACAAUAAAAACCUGUUAAACGGUUAACGGUAAGUUCCCCUGUUAUAUACGGUGAACAACUGUAUUUGACAUUGCAUGUAAUUUUACGGUAGUAAACUACCGUUUUUGGAAGUGAAAAUUUACAGUGAAUAACCGUAAAUUGACAUUCCCAGAAUUCGCUGUGUUACAUUUUGUGAUGUUUUGUUGUUGAAAUAACUGUUUCUUCUUGGUUUUUUCUUAUCAGUUUUGUACACCAGUGUUGUAUGCUUUGUUUAUUGCAUUAUUUCAGUUUCAUGUGUGUUACCAUGGUGGGGUUUAGUGUUUGUGUGAAUGAAACUGUGCACCUUUUGUAUAUGUGUAUCAUGUGACUUUCUCAUCACCACCUGCUUUUUCAGAGUAUUACAAAGGUACAAAACAGAUUUCAGUACUUCAAUAGGUUGGUACAUUAACAUUACAUCAGUUAAUGCAAUUACGGUAUUUAAAUGUAAAUUUAAGUUCAGCCGUUUUUUUACCGUGAAAUUUAGGGAUUUUUUUACAGUGUACACUACACGUGAUGAACCAAAGCCCAUCACAAGCACCUUUUAAUUAUUAAAAUAUGAUGGACAGUGUCAUUCACACAGACAGUAAACACCAUCAUGGUAACACACAUGAAACUGAAAUAAUGCAAUAAACAUUAACAACAUUGUAACA
Labeo rohita (rohu) is the source of this 3684-nucleotide messenger RNA. It is a transcript of the gene lrch2, whose product is annotated as leucine-rich repeats and calponin homology (CH) domain containing 2. NCBI's taxonomy places the organism in Eukaryota, Metazoa, Chordata, Actinopteri, Cypriniformes, Cyprinidae. The transcript has 9 exons. Gene Ontology annotation, molecular function: protein binding. The record is from RefSeq and is a predicted model, not a curated record. The coding region runs from base 19 to 897 and encodes 292 amino acids.